AUGGCUUUCCUACGCCCAAUCGACCUCUUCAAAGGGUGGCCUUCACCAGAGCUGAUCCCAGUCGAUGCUCUCAAGGAAGCCACUGUGAGAGCUUUAUCCAAUAAAGUCGUAUCAGAUGCUGGCUUCGGUUAUGGACCAGACGAAGGAUAUGCGCCGCUCAGAGAAAAUAUUGCGCAGUGGCUGACGCAGUUCUAUGGUCCUCGGGAAACCAUUACUUCCAGUCGAAUUUGUAUCACUGGUGGUGCGAGCCAGAAUUUGGCUAGCAUCCUACAAGUCUUUACCGAUCCUCUUCAGACGAAAAUGAUAUGGCUUGUUGAGCCCACUUAUCACCUGGUAUUUCGGUCUUUUGAAGAUGCGGGAUUCUAUGGGCGGAUGAGAGGUAUCCCAGAGGAUGAGUCGGGAAUGGAUGUGUUCGCUCUCCAGCGAGCUCUGGAAGAGUUUACUCUUUCCGGAGACACGGAUUCUGAUGAAAGCUAUGUUGGAAAACCAGCGAGAUCAUAUCGGAAGAGCUACAAGCACAUCAUCUACUGUGUACCCAGUUUUUCUAAUCCAUCAGGAACAACAAUGACUCGUUCCCGCCGUGAAGCGCUAGUCAGAGUGGCUCGCAGAUUCGACGCUCUGGUCAUAUGUGACGAUGUCUACGACUUCCUUGUCUGGAAUAAGACUUCGAACUCACAGCCAAUAGGCACCUCAUUACAACGUCUAGUCGAUAUAGACCGUAUUCUCGACGACGGUCCACUAGACUCGUUUGGCAACGUGGUUAGCAAUGGAUCAUUCAGCAAGCUUCUCGGUCCUGGAUGUCGGGUUGGAUGGGCUGAAGGUUCUGAAGCUUUUAUCUAUGGACUGUCACAGGCUGGCCAAACAAAAUCUGGAGGUGCACCUUCCCAGCUGAUGUCGACGUUUGUCAACGAUCUCAUGGAGACAAAUACGUUACAGCAGCACAUAUCAACGAAGCUAGUCUCAGAAGGACGUCGGCGAUACUCCCUGAUGGUUUCUAUCAUACGCAAGCGCUUGACACCUCUUGGAGUUACAUUCUCUCCCGAUCCUGAACGAGCAACAUUGAUUGGCGGUUACUACGUUUGGGUGAAGUUACCUGUUCUACUCGACGCGGAUCAAGUCUGCCAAAAAGCUCUUGAAACACAGAAUCUUGAUUUAGGGAAUGGAAGUCUAUUCGCGGUUCCAGGGGGAGGAUCUCGAGAUGCGGAUCUGUAUCGAAGUUUGAGAUUGUGUCUUAUGUGGGAGGACGGCGAGUAUCUUGUCGAGGGGGUCGAUAGACUGGCUAGGGUCAUUGAGGCUUUGUUGAAGAGUGAGGAGAGCCGUCUUUGA
Molecule: messenger RNA, 1326 nt
Organism: Penicillium daleae
Lineage: Eukaryota; Fungi; Ascomycota; Eurotiomycetes; Eurotiales; Aspergillaceae
Product: aminotransferase-like domain-containing protein
Exons: 3
Coding region: 1-1326 (441 amino acids)
Biological process (GO): biosynthetic process
Molecular function (GO): pyridoxal phosphate binding; L-2-aminoadipate:2-oxoglutarate transaminase activity
Source: RefSeq, a predicted model, not a curated record